GGCUUUAUAACUUUCGUAAUGACAUACAGUCCCUGCGGCUAUGCAAGUUGCUGCCAUCGAGAAAGUGACGCCACCUGCUACAUCUCCAGAAGAAACACUAAAUUACAUAACUUUCCUUACAAAAAUGUCGUUGGAAAAUCAUUGGGAUUCGGUGUCUUCUUCAAUAAAUACUGAGUGAGGCAAAUUUCCGUUUAAGUCAUGAAAAUAAAGCACAGCAUGGGGAAUCACUUUUCCCAGCACGGGUUUCAAUAUCUAAACGUCAUUCAUCGUUGCCAUGGAUUUAGAUGAAUUGCGGCAUUGAACAAUUUUAAGGACGUGUGGUUUGUAUUUUAAACUUUUUGAAUACAGUCAAAUCAUUAAUUGGAAGACUAAUUAGUGAACGUGAGAUUACCAUUCCACCUGCGUUUAAACUAGAAGAUUUAUGAUGAAACUGUCAAACGCGCGAUCCUCCAUAAUGGCGCAUCAAAUAGUUAACGCUUUCUUGUUGAUACUUUGGAUUGCAAAUUCAGAUGCUGCAAAUGUUUCAAUCUGCCCUCAAAGCUUCCCGAAUCUAACGAUAAACUGGUUGCCAUUUAUGCCUCACAUUGAACAGAAUGCAUCUGGCGGGGUCGAUGGGGAUCUGCACAAUUAUUUUACCAAAGCUCAAUUUCAAUGUAAUUGCCCUCAAACAAAUCUACUUUUCAACAAACUCAACGUAUCUUCAUCGUCUGCGAUGGAAAUCGCCAUCAGGCGAACUCCAUACAACACGCCACCAGAGCUAUUUUUCCCCGUGGUGGCUAACAGGAAGGAAGAUAAACAUUUUCAGAGGAAGUUUCUUGAGCUGUAUAUCUCGCCGGGCCCAGCCAUCGUCAAGUUCAAGUUUGGUUCAUGGGACGAGAAGCUUGGCCCGCUUCAACUGUUUCAGAACUCUGCGCCGUAUUUGAUUAUUUGUGUUCUUCUAGCCAUAGUAGCAGGAUUUGUUGUUUGGGCCAUGGAAGUACGAAGCAAUUCAGAGCAGUUUUCCAGACCAUUCCCGCACGGGGUCCUUAUUGGUAUCUGGUGGGCAUUCGUUACCAUGACAACUGUAGGGUACGGGGACAAGGCGCCAUCCACGGUAAUUGGUCGAAUGUUUGGCAUCGUGUGGAUGAUUAUUGGAACCGUGAUAAUGUCGCUCUUCUCCGGCCAAAUGACGGCCGAUCUCGCUUCGAAUGUCUUGUCUCGAGAUGUGUCUAUCGCAGGGAGGGACGUUGGAGUACAAAUAGGGAUGGCGACGUUCUACACCAAGGAAACUAAUCUCGGCGGUAAUUAUAAAGAACUGGAAACGAAAGAGAUCGAGAAAGAAUUUACCAAGCCAUCUGGGAAGAUUAAAUACUUCCUUGGCCAUGACUACAAAAAAGCUCAAACAUAUACUAAUCGCUAUGUCGAUAAGUCACAGCUUGUUAGGAACAUUGAGCAUCAAUUUUCGAUCGGUGCGGUGGUCAGUGGAAACUUUGGGAUUGCACAAGACUUCAUUCUUUGCCUGCAUCGUGAAAUCACUGACAUGAUAGCGAUUGAAGAGGCAAAAGUAACAGGUGUUGAGGAUCCUACCAACAGUGAUGGUACAGGCCUGCAAGCGUUAGGCUUCGAACAGCCCGUGUUCUACGGCAUCAUUUCCGGGCUUUUUGUUGUCUUUUGUAUUAUGGGGAUCGUCUGGGAGUGCCGCCGCCGUUCUGAGCUCAGAAAAGGAGGCAGUAUAACAACAAAAGAUGUCGAACGAGCGAGAGAUGCGCCUCUUGCCAUGAGUAACGCGUGGGUGGCUACGACUGAUAGUAGCACCAUCACUACAAUAGCCUGAGCAACAUAAGCCAGACAGAUAGGAGCACCAUCACUACAAUAGCUUGAGCAACAUAAGCCAGACAGAUAGUAGCACCAUCACUCUGCAAUAGCCUGAGCAUCAUAAGCCAGACAGAUAGGAGCACCAUCACUACAAUAGCCUGAGAAACAUAAGCCAGACAGAUAGAAGCACCAUCACUCUGCAAUAGCCUGAGCAUCAUAAGCUAGACAGAUAGUAGCACCAUCACUACAAUAGCCUGAGCAACAUAAGCCAGACAGAUAGUAGCACCAUCACUACAAUAGCCUGAGCAACAUAAGCCAGACAAAUAGAAGCACCAUCACUACAAUAGCCUGAGCAACAUAAGCCAGACAGAUAGGAGCACCAUCACUCUGCAAUAGCCUGAGCAACAUAAGCCAGACAGAUAGGAGCACCAUCACUCUGCAAUAGCCUGAGCAUCAUAAGCCAGACAGAUAGGAGCACCAUCACUCUGCAAUAGCCUGAGCAACAUAAGCCAGACAGAUAGGAGCACCAUCACUCUGCAAUAGCCUGAGCAUCAUAAGCCAGACAGAUAGGAGCACCAUCACUACAAUAGCCUGAGCGUCAUAAGCCAGACAGAUAGUAGCACCAUCACUACAAUAGCCUGAGCAUUAUGAGCCAGACAGAUAGAAGCACCAUCACUCUGCAAUAGCCUGAGCAUUAUAAGCCAGACAAAUAGAAGCACCAUCACUACAAUAGCCUGAGCAACAUAAGCCAGACAGAUGGGAGCACCAUCACUACAAUAGCCUGAGCAACAUAAGCCAGACAGAUAGUAGCACCAUCACUCUGCAAUAGCUUGAGCAACAUAAGCCAGACAGAUAGAAGCACCAUCACUACAAUAGCCUGAGCAACAUAAGCCAGACAGAUAGGAGCACCAUCACUCUGCAAUAGCCUGAGCAACAUAAGCCAGACAGAUAGGAGCACCAUCACUCUGCAAUAGCCUGAGCAUUAUAAGCCAGACAGAUAGGAGCACCAUCAGUCUGCAAUAGCCUGAGCAACAUAAGCCAGACAGAUAGGAGCACCAUUACUACAAUAGCCUGAGAAACAUAAGCCAGACAGAUAGGAGCACCAUCACUACAACAGCCUGAGCAACAUAAGCCAGACAGAUAGGAGCACCAUCACUCUGCAAUAGCCUGAGCAACAUAAGCCAGACAGAUAGGAGCACCAUCACUCUGCAAUAGCCUGAGCAUUAUAAGCCAGACAGAUAGUAGCACCAUCACUCUGCAAUAACCUGAGCAUCAUAAGCCAGACAGAUAGGAGCACCAUCACUCUACAAUAGCCUGAGCAACAUAAGCCAGACAGAUAGGAGCACCAUCACUACAAUAGCCUGAGCAUCAUAAGCCAGACAGAUAGGAGCACCAUCACUACAAUAGCCUUAGCAACAUAAGCCAGACAGAUAGGGGCACCAUCACUACAAUAGCCUGAGCAACAUAAGCCAGACAGAUAGGAGCACCAUCACUACAAUAGCCUGAGCAUCAUAAGCCAGACAGAUAGUAGCACCAUCACUACAAUAGCCUGAGCAACAUAAGCCAGACAGAUAGUAGCACCAUCACUCUGCAAUAACCUGAGCAUCAUAAGCCAGACAGAUAGGAGCACCAUCACUACAAUAGCCUGAGCAACAUAAGCCAGACAGAUUGGGGCACCAUCACUACAAUAGCCUGAGCAUCAUAAGCCAGACAGAUAGGAGCACCAUCACUACAAUAGCCUGAGCAUCAUAAGCCAGACAGAUAGGAGCACCAUCACUACAAUAGCCUGAGCAUCAUAAGCCAGACAGAUAGUAGCACCAUCACUCUGCAAUAACCUGAGCAUCAUAAGCCAGACAGACAGGAGCACCAUCACUACAAUAGCCUGAGCAUUAUAAGCCAGAAAGAUAGGAGCACCAUCACUCUGCAAUAGCCUGAGCAACAUAAGCCAGACAGAUAGUAGCACCAUCACUCUGCAAUAACCUGAGCAUCAUAAGCCAGACAGAUAGUAGCACCAUCACUCUGCAAUAGCCUGAGCAACAUAAGCCAGACAGAUAGGAGCACCAUCACUACAAUAGCCUGAGCAUUAUAAGCCAGAAAGAUAGGAGCACCAUCACUACAAUAGCCUGAGCAUUAUAAGCCAGACAGAUAGGAGCACCAUCACUACAAUAGCCUGAGCAACAUAAGCCAGACAGAUAGGAGCACCAUCACUCUGCAAUAGCCUUAGCAACAUAAGCCAGACAGAUAGUAGCACCAUCACUACAAUAGCCUGAGCAUUAUAAGCCAGACAGAUUGUAGCACCAUCACUCUGCAAUAGCCUGAGCAUUAUAAGCCAGACAGAUAGGAGCACCAUCACUCUGCAAUAGCCUGAGCAUCAUAAGCCAGACAGAUAGAAGCACCAUCACUACAAUAGCCUGAGAAACAUAAGCCAGACAGAUAGGAGCACCAUCACUCUGCAAUAGCCUGAGCAUUAUAAGCCAGACAGAUAGGAGCACCAUCACUACAAUAGCCUGAGCAACAUAAGCAAGACAGAUAGUAGCACCAUCACUCUGCAAUAGCCUGAGCAUUAUAAGCCAGACAGAUAGGAGCACCAUCAGUCUGCAAUAGCCUGAGCAACAUAAGCCAGACAGAUAGAAGCACCAUUACUACAAUAGCCUGAGCAACAUAAGCCAGACAGAUAGGAGCACCACCACUACAAUAGCCUGAGCAACAUAAGCCAGACAGAUAGGAGCACCAUCACUACAAUAGCUUGAGCAACAUAAGCCAGACAGAUAGUAGCACCAUCACUCUGCAAUAGCCUGAGCAUCAUAAGCCAGACAGAUAGGAGCACCAUCACUACAAUAGCCUGAGAAACAUAAGCCAGACAGAUAGAAGCACCAUCACUCUGCAAUAGCCUGAGCAACAUAAGCCAGACAGAUAGUAGCACUAUCACUACAAUAGCCUGAGCAACAUAAGCCAGACAGAUAGGAGCACCAUCACUACAAUAGCCUGAGCAACAUAAGCCAGACAAAUAGAAGCACCAUCACUACAAUAGCCUGAGCAACAUAAGCCAGACAGAUAGGAGCACCAUCACUCUGCAAUAGCCUGAGCAACAUAAGCCAGACAGAUAGGAGCACCAUCACUACAAUAGCCUGAGCGUCAUAAGCCAGACAGAUAGUAGCACCAUCACUACAAUAGCCUGAGCAUUAUGAGCCAGACAGAUAGAAGCACCAUCACUCUGCAAUAGCCUGAGCAUUAUAAGCCAGACAAAUAGAAGCACCAUCACUACAAUAGCCUGAGCAACAUAAGCCAGACAGAUGGGAGCACCAUCACUACAAUAGCCUGAGCAACAUAAGCCAGACAGAUAGUAGCACCAUCACUCUGCAAUAGCUUGAGCAACAUAAGCCAGACAGAUAGAAGCACCAUCACUACAAUAGCCUGAGCAACAUAAGCCAGACAGAUAGGAGCACCAUCACUCUGCAAUAGCCUGAGCAACAUAAGCCAGACAGAUAGGAGCACCAUCACUCUGCAAUAGCCUGAGCAUUAUAAGCCAGACAGAUAGGAGCACCAUCAGUCUGCAAUAGCCUGAGCAACAUAAGCCAGACAGAUAGGAGCACCAUUACUACAAUAGCCUGAGAAACAUAAGCCAGACAGAUUGGGGCACCAUCACUACAAUAGCCUGAGCAUCAUAAGCCAGACAGAUAGGAGCACCAUCACUACAAUAGCCUGAGCAUCAUAAGCCAGACAGAUAGGAGCACCAUCACUACAAUAGCCUGAACAACAUAAGCCAGACAGAUAGUAGCACCAUCACUCUGCAAUAACCUGAGCAUCAUAAGCCAGACAGACAGGAGCACCAUCACUACAAUAGCCUGAGCAACAUAAGCCAGACAGAUAGUAGCACCAUCACUCUGCAAUAACCUGAGCAUCAUAAGCCAGACAGAUAGUAGCACCAUCACUACAAUAGCCUGAGCGUCAUAAGCCAGACAGAUAGUAGCACCAUCACUACAAUAGCCUGAGCAACAUAAGCCAGACAGAUAGUAGCACCAUCACUACAAUAGCCUGAGCAUCAUAAGCCAGACAGAUAGUAGCACCAUCACUCUGCAAUAGCCUGAGCAACAUAAGCCAGACAGAUAGGAGCACCAUCACUACAAUAGCCUGAGCAUUAUAAGCCAGAAAGAUAGGAGCACCAUCACUACAAUAGCCUGAGCAUUAUAAGCCAGACAGAUAGGAGCACCAUCACUACAAUAGCCUGAGCAACAUAAGCCAGACAGAUAGGAGCACCAUCACUCUGCAAUAGCCUUAGCAACAUAAGCCAGACAGAUAGUAGCACCAUCACUACAAUAGCCUGAGCAUUAUAAGCCAGACAGAUUGUAGCACCAUCACUCUGCAAUAGCCUGAGCAUUAUAAGCCAGACAGAUAGGAGCACCAUCACUCUGCAAUAGCCUGAGCAUCAUAAGCCAGACAGAUAGGAGCACCAUCACUCUACAAUAGCCUGAGAAACAUAAGCCAGACAGAUAGGAGCACCAUCACUCUGCAAUAGCCUGAGCAUUAUAAGCCAGACAGAUAGGAGCACCAUCACUACAAUAGCCUGAGCAACAUAAGCCAGACAGAUAGUAGCACCAUCACUGCAAUAGCCUGAGAAACAUAAGCCAGACAGAUAGGAGCACCAUCACUACAAUAGCCUGAGCAACAUAAGCCAGACAGAUAGGAGCACCAUCACUACAAUAGCCUGAGCAACAUAAGCCAGACAGAUGGUAGCACCAUCACUCUGCAAUAGCCUGAGCAACAUAAGCCAGACAGAUAGUAGCACCAUUACUACAAUAGCCUGAGCAACAUAAGCCAGACAGAUAGGAGCACCAUCACUACAAUAGCCUGAGCAACAUAAGCCAGACAGAUUGUAGCACCAUCACUCUGCAAUAGCCUGAGCAUUAUAAGCCAGACAGAUAGGAGCACCAUCACUACAAUAGCCUGAGCAACAUAAGCCAGACAGAUAGUAGCACCAUCACUACAAUAGCCUGAGCAACAUAAGCCAGACAGAUUGUAGCACCAUCACUCUGCAAUAGCCUGAGCAACAUAAGCCAGACAGAUAGAAGCACCAUCACUCUGCAAUAGCCUAAGCAUCAUAAGCCAGACAGAUAGGAGCACCAUUACUACAAUAGCCUGAGCAACAUAAGCCAGACAGAUAGGAGCACCAUCACUACAAUAGCCUGAGCAACAUAAGCCAGACAAGGGAGCACGGCAGAAUGUUUCAUUUACUACAAAAAUCACCACUUUGUUAUGCAA
Nematostella vectensis (starlet sea anemone) is the source of this 7053-nucleotide messenger RNA. RefSeq lists its product as uncharacterized. Gene Ontology annotation, cellular component: voltage-gated potassium channel complex. Gene Ontology annotation, biological process: potassium ion transmembrane transport. The record is from RefSeq and is a predicted model, not a curated record. The coding region runs from base 422 to 1813 and encodes 463 amino acids. The transcript has 8 exons. Gene Ontology annotation, molecular function: delayed rectifier potassium channel activity. Lineage: Eukaryota; Metazoa; Cnidaria; Anthozoa; Actiniaria; Edwardsiidae.